CCUGCUAUAGUUGUUGACAGCUGUCUUUUUAUUACUGAUAUACUCCAUGUGAAAAAAACUUGCCCUCUCUCUCUCUUUAGCUCUCCUAAGUUUCCCCGGGGCCCACAUUAAAGAGGGAACUGCAGAUUUGGCCUAAUGCUCACCAACAGAGAAAAGCUCCUUGAUAAGUGAGAGCUUUUAAUGAGUUGUUAGGUCCCCACCUGCCACAGCCCCUCCCCAUCUGCCACCAGCCAACAGUUGGGGCACACUAGAGAAACCUCCCACCCCAGGCCUUUGCCCUGGGUCCACAGUCUGUAUCCUACUUACACACAGCACGGAGAGUGCCUGGCGGCCACAUGCAAGAGGCUUAGAAACAAGUCCCUUGUUUUCUAGGGACCAAGGACAAUCCCUAAUUCCUGCAGUUCCUGAGACCACAAGGAAAGCAGGGUCAUCGUGGAGGCUUGGAGACAGGCAUCUCAUACCAGAUUUUGUGACCUGCGUGUGUCAUACUGCCUAAGAGAAACAGGAGACCAUGACAGCUACGCUAACACUCGAAACCAAGGCCAGUGGAGAGGAAUAUGGACCGAGGAACUGUGUGGUGUGUGGAGACCGAGCCACGGGCUACCAUUUCCAUGCCCUGACUUGUGAGGGCUGCAAAGGCUUCUUCAGACGAACUGUCAGCAAAACCAUUAGUCCCAUCUGUCCAUUUUCUGGAAGCUGUGAGAUCAGCAGAGCCCAGAGACGCCACUGCCCAGCCUGCAGGUUGCAGAAGUGCCUAAACGCUGGCAUGAGGAAAGACAUGAUACUGUCAGCAGAAGCCCUGUCGUUGCGGCGAGCCAGGCAGGCACAGCGGCGGGCACAAAAAGCUUCCGUGCAGAUGACUCAGGAGCGGAAGGAGCUGGUCCAGACCCUCAUAGGGGCCCACACCCGCCACAUGGGCCCCAUGUUUGACCAGUUUGUGAAGCUCAGGCCUCCAGCUUACCUGUUCACCCAUCACCGGCCCUCCUCCCCGCUGGUCCCCCCCGCGUUACCACUGCUCACACACUUUGCAGAUGUCAACACUUUCAUGGUGCAGCAGAUUAUCAAGUUCACCAAGGAACUGCCCCUUUUUCGGUCCCUACCCGUGGAGGACCAGAUCUCCCUUCUCAAGGGAGCAGCUGUGGAAAUAUUGCAUAUCUCACUCAACACUACUUUCUGUCUUCAAACACAGAAUUUCUUCUGUGGGCCACUUUGCUACAAAAUGGAAGACGCAGCCCACGCAGGGUUCCGGUACGAAUAUGUGGAGUUGAUCUUUCGCUUCCAUGGGACACUGAAGCGACUGCAGCUCCAAGAGCCUGAGUAUGUGCUCAUGACUGCCAUGGCCCUCUUCUCUCCUGACAGGCCUGGAAUCACCCAGAGAGAAGAGAUUGACCAGCUGCAAGAGGAGAUGGCACUGAUUUUGAACAACUACAUUAUGGAACAGCAGCCAAGGCCCCAGAGUCGGUUUCUGUACGCAAAGCUGAUGGGCCUGCUGGCUGAGCUCCGGAGCAUAAACAAUGCAUACUCAUAUGAAAUACGGCGCAUCCAGGGACUGUCCGCUAUGAUGCCACUACUUGGGGAAAUCUGCAGCUGAGGCUCAGGCUUGCCUCCUUCCCCAGGGCCCCUGGGAUUCAUUGGACUGGAAAGGGGAAAUUGCUGAGCUAAAAGGAGCUCAGUGACAGCAAAAAAACACUGGACAGUAA
This is a messenger RNA of Mesocricetus auratus (golden hamster), 1700 nucleotides long. RefSeq names its product nuclear receptor subfamily 1 group I member 3 (gene Nr1i3). The record is from RefSeq and is a predicted model, not a curated record. Bases 512 to 1591 code for a protein of 359 amino acids. Gene Ontology annotation, molecular function: RNA polymerase II cis-regulatory region sequence-specific DNA binding; zinc ion binding; nuclear receptor activity. The transcript is spliced from 9 exons. Gene Ontology annotation, biological process: cell differentiation; positive regulation of transcription by RNA polymerase II; negative regulation of transcription by RNA polymerase II. Lineage: Eukaryota; Metazoa; Chordata; Mammalia; Rodentia; Cricetidae.